GAUGCAUUUGUCCCCUGGUUUCAUCAUACCCAACACGUGUCUGAGUUAUCUUUUUUCUGCAGGAGAGCAAUUGAGAGCUGCACUGAAGGAAGUGACUAUGGGGAAUACAAUGAGUGUCCCAGAGGAAGCUGAAGAAGACAAUAUGUGCACGGUAAAGAGCUAUCAGGCUCUAUCUGAAUCUCCUGACAAUAUUAAAAAUGGAUCUGCAGCAUUUGUUCAGACUCAUUCUCCUGCAAUGAAUGGUGAAGUGGAUGCAAAGGCAAGUGUUGCACGGGAUAAUGUGGCCGUUUCUUCCCCAAAGACAAUGGAGCAGAGCCCCGUUCCCGACGCGGGCGGGCAGAGUCUCGGGAGCGCUGCCAGGAGAGCUCUGCCAUCUGCUAAAUCCCGCUCUGUCUUUGCGUUUUCAUGGUCUGUACCAGGGCGUACUGAAGAUCCAGCUACAGAUUCAUCGGUUGGAUCGGCGAAACUUGAUGUCAGCUCAGAGGCGCCCGGAGUGAACAAAGCACCAAGUGACAGCGUGGAGGUUCCCGCGGCAGCUGCGCGGGAGGAAGGCACGCAUAAAAACCUGACCCGGGCCCCGGCAGCAGCAUCGCUUCGUGACAUCGAUCUCACGGCCUCAGUGACACCUGAGGGAGGGGAUGCGGCUGCCUCAAAGCCGAAACAAGUAACCUUCUUUGACAGGAUCUUCAAACUGGAGAAGGGAAAGGAAAGGAGUAAAACGCAAAUUGAUACCCAGGAGGAAAGGCAGACUUCAGACCUUCCUGACGGGUGCAUCACAGCGAAAGAGGCUGCUGGAUUACAGAGCACAUCAAACAGUGUCCCGCAGGGGAAGGAGAUACAUGACUGCAACCAAAAAGACCUACGGCAGGACUCGGCAGGUGUCAGUGGUCUCGCUGCUGAGCAACCUGAAAAAGCAGAGGUAAAACCAGACAACCCCCAAGCAGCUGCUGCAGUAGAUAACUCCGUCAUGAGUUUCCUUAAAACACUGGUUUCCCCAAGUAAAGCUGAAGCCAAAAGUGAUUCUGAAGACAAGGGAUCGAAAGCGGAAAAAGGCCAUGGUGGGCAACCUGCUCCGAAGACAGCGGCAGAAUCCCAAACUAAAGGAGCCAAGAAAAAGAAGGCAGAGAGUCCCAAGCUAGGACACAGUACAUUUAGUAAACUCUUUAGGCAUAAGGCUGCAAAAGAGACCCAACAGACAACUAAUACCAAAAGCACUGAACAGCAGCCUGUUACCUCUGUAAAAUCAGACAAAAACGUCCCUUCCUCUCAAGAGCCGCAGACAACUAAGCAGAAUAUAAAAGUCGCCGAGCCUGCAGCCCAACAGCAGGCAGCGGCCAGUGAAGCCCCCAAAGAGGUGACGAAGGAGAAAGCAUCAUCCACUCCUAUGCCACUGAGCAAGCUCUUUUGGAAAAAGAACGCAUCAGAAGAAGCAGAGAUCAUAAGCAAUGAAAAAGCGGACGCGUCUUUAGAAGCAGGGGCUCCUGACAAAGGUGAGAGUAAGAGCCCAGAAGCUGCAGAAGUGAAACCUAGAAGAGAAGAGAGUAAAACCCCCAAAGCAAACCUGAGGAAGUUUUUUAAACUGUCAGUCAAGGGUGAUGGAGGGACAACCAGUUCAGAAGAGGUAAAUGGCCCAAGCCCCUGUCACCAAACAUUAAACUCUACAGAGAAGCCAGUUGCCCCAGCUGAAAGUGAACCUGUGGGCCAAAAGAGCAAAGAGAGUUCAAAAGACAAGAAGUCUACAGUGGAGCUGAGCAAGCAGAAAGGCAGCAAACAGGAAACCAGGGAGCAGCCAGACUCCCGGGAGCAGCAAGCAGCCGAGACCGACUCCAUCCAGAACGGAGGAGAUGCUUCAAAGGAACCCUCCUUCAAGAAGACAGAGAAGAGGCAGUCACUUGGAGGGUUUUUUAAGGGCCUUGGUUCCAAAAGGAUGUCUGAUGCUGAAGUGCAAACAGAUCCAGUGUCUAUCCUACCUGCUGGGAAAUCCAAGUAAUGAAUACACUUGGCUGCUGAAGGAUCAGCAGCUCUCUGUAAACUCCCUUGCAGUAGAGAUGACUCAUUAUUCUCCUUUACAUGGCUGUCAUCAAAUGCCCGAGGCUAAAGCAAACAUUGGUGUAUUAUUUAAGGUAUAUCAUUUACAGGGUUCGUUCAUUAAAUGUUAGAAAGCAACUCUAAAGAUCAUCAAGCAAUGUGUAGUAUAUUUAAAGAAAGGUCAUGUGGAUGAUUUUAAGUCUAUAGAGGGUAGAGUACGUAAGGUAAGAAAGUGGCAGUGAAUUAAAUAAAUGGCAGAAAAAAAUGCAUGUGACAAAGGAAUGCAGUUUGUGCGGCAAGGCAUGAGCAACAAAUCCUCAGCUUUAGAGAGCUUUAAAGCAGCCAGGAAAAAAAAAAAAUCUCCUUUGAUAAAUGUUAUACUUAAAUGUAAAAACAACCAAGUCACCUUUUGUGGUUUUCAAUAGAGCUGAAAUUAGCAAAAAGUCUGCAGUAUAAUAGAAUCAAUGGUGAUAAAGUUAUGCUUCAUAUUGGUUAUUAAUGUAAAUUAAAAUGCUAAAAUGCAAAGGCUUUACAUGAUUGAGACAACUUCUCUCUUGGCUUGGUGAGGUGGAAUAACAAAUUAAAAACUAUUUAAGGUUCUAAUAGGAACACAAGGGGGCACCCGCGUCCCCACCGUAGUCCUAACUUCAAGGCUGUACCUACAAUCCUGUUAUUAAUGUUUUUCAGAUGAUAGGAAACUUAGUUGUUUCAUCAGAUAUUUGUUUAUAUCCAUACUUGUAAUUAAUUCUAAUAAAAACCAAAAUCCAGGCACGUCCCUGCUUUACAAGACUCCUGUAAUAACUGUAGUUAAUAAAUUUUACAGAAAAUUAAGAUUUCUGUGGUUUAUUCAACCCUGGGCUAACCUAGACAGGGAAAUGUGGGCCUGACAUUUUAAUCCACAUUAGCAUCUGAAUGAUACAGUACUGUAUAUUUUGACCUCCUUAUGAUGAAAUAAACAACUACUUAUCCUUUCAAAAAAAUCAUUUGCUGCUUUAAUCUUAAAACAAAGUUUGUUAUUUACAUCCCUGUUUUCUGAUGAUUGAUGUGACAUUAAGGCAUAAAUCAGCACAUAAAAACCCUGUCUGCGGAGUGAAUAGCUGUCAUUCUUUCUUUAUGUGAGUAAAGAUUAAAACUGGAAAUCAAGUGAGAAUUCUGUAAAAUCUGCAGAAUUACAUUUCUAACUAGUCAUAGAAGACAGAGGUAAAAAAGCCUUGUUUCUCUGUACAAGCCAUUGUAGGUAGAUGGUAUUUUUUCACUGGCCUCUGCAAACCUGUGGACUUGCAACAGACAACCAAAACUUGCUGCUGGUUCUAUGCGCAGGAGCACAGACAAAAGGUCCUUUAGUUAUAAUAGUACUUUCUGUUCUCCUCCCUAGCACAAUGGGCCUUUGAUGCCAUAUAAAGUGAUAGCAAUCAAGAGUGACUGCUUACAGAUUUCAAAUCUGAUUUGUAAUGACCUACAUCUGUGUAGGACCGGUGACUUCUGUACAUCCCCAUUUACGGUAGCAUGAGAGAAGAUUUGGGCUUGUUAUAUCCAGCUUUGCUCCACAAAAAGGUCUUAGGCUUUGUCUACACUGCAAGAGUAUACAGCUUUAAUUAAAUCAAUGCAUGUAAAGCUACAUACAGUGAGACAACCACCAUGGUUACAUGCUGGUAUGAAAGUGCCAGAUGUCAGCAUAGUAAGUGUUAUCAGAAAAGAGGAAUAAGCUAUCAUGCUAUUUGCUGACUUCAUACUGCUGUAAUUGCCUCUGUAUUAGAAUAGUAUUUAAGCAAUUUUCAAAUAAAAAUAUGCUCUGGCUAAUUCAUUA
Molecule: messenger RNA, 3835 nt
Organism: Aquila chrysaetos chrysaetos
Lineage: Eukaryota; Metazoa; Chordata; Aves; Accipitriformes; Accipitridae
Gene: BCAS1
Product: brain enriched myelin associated protein 1
Exons: 13
Coding region: 2-1990 (662 amino acids)
Biological process (GO): myelination
Molecular function (GO): structural constituent of myelin sheath
Source: RefSeq, a predicted model, not a curated record